This is a messenger RNA of Podarcis lilfordi (Lilford's wall lizard), 37875 nucleotides long. The record is from the annotation of a GenBank genome assembly. Lineage: Eukaryota; Metazoa; Chordata; Lepidosauria; Squamata; Lacertidae.
AGUGAAGGGGAAGACGACGACGGAGGCGCGCGCGCAACAGCCUCUCCACGCCUUCGCCGGCGGCGCUUUGCUGGGACUGCCGGGGGAAGACGCUGCCGCUCGCUCAAGUCCGCUGAGGGGACGAGGACCCUCCGCUUCCUCAGGGGCAGGCGCAGGUGCGGGGCCCGAAGCCCCUUCAGAGGAGAGCCGCUGCGUCUUCAUCGCCUUCGAGCGGCGUCCUGCCCGCGCCCUCCUUCCGCUCCCGGCUCCUUUACGAAGCUUCCCGGGCGCCUCGGGUGACUGGCUCCUCCCCUCUCCCUUCGCCGGGCGGAGGCGGGCGGCGUGCGCUUGUUUGUCCGCCUGUUUGGUCUCUCGAAAAAAGACUUUAGAAUCCGCGCGAGCUCAUGUUUCCCUCUUGGGCGACGGCAGUGGCGGCCGGUCUGGUCUCCUUGCACUUCCUCCAGAAGCUCUUCUUCCCUUACUUCUGGGCCGACCUGAAGUACUUACUGAAAGUGGCGCGCUAUGGCUUGAGGGUCGAGGUCUACAGGCUGCGCGGCAGCGUUUCCACCGCGCUCCAGCGCUUCGGGGCGCUGGCCCGCCGGCAGCCCGACAAGCCCUUCCUCAUCUACGAGGAGCAGGUGCACACCUACCGGGAGGUGGACCGGAGGAGCAACCGGGUGGCGCGCCUUUUCCUCGAGGAAGGGGCGCUGGCCAGGGGCGACACCGUGGCUCUGCUCAUGAGCAACGAGCCCGACUUCAUCCACGCCUGGUUUGGGCUGGCCAAGCUGGGCUGCGUGGUGGCUUUCCUCAACUGCAACGUCCGCGCCAGGUCCCUCCUGCACUGCAUCGCCAGCUGCGCGCCCAAGAUGCUGGUGGUGGGAGCAGGUAAAGUACGCGCCUGAUCCGUGUUCGAAACUCCCCCGUUGUUCUAGGCGCCUUUGGCGACAGGGAAAGUUUCUGGGAGCAGCACUGCCCCUGAGAUUUCUGAUUAAAACUGCAGAGUGGAAGGAGAGGAGGAGCUUUUUCUGCCUCCCCACUUCCAGCUGCUCUCUGAAGACUGGAGAAGUCACCCUCUGUUCACAGUCUGUGAAGGACUUGCUCACAAAUUUAUUGACAGCUGCAUGAAUCAUUAUAGCUAGGAAGUGGAAGGGGAAAGUAGAAUAAAAAAUGGAAGGAUGGUAUAAAGUGGUGUGAAAUGUAGCUAUUAAUGAUAAAUUAACAUGUGCCAUUAAGGUAAGAUGGGGAAUAUGCAGGAGAAAUGAUUUUGAGGAGAUAUGGAGGGUGUCUGUAGAAUUUGUACUGUUAAAACGGAAAGGGGUCAGACCAUCACAAGAGGUGUUGAAAUUUGGGGGGGGUGGGAUAGUUACAAUGGAAUGGCCUUGGUGGUGGUGUGCACAUUUUAUUCUUAUUUAUGAUUAUUAUGUUGUCGAAAUAAAAUUAAAAAAAACCACGAGACCCUCUGAGGAAUAUUAGGAGGGUGGGAUCGACCAUGUGAAAAAUGAACAAAAUAUUUUAGCUGCGGUUCAUUCAUUUUCAGCUUUGUAUUCUUGUUCUUAAAAAAAAAAGUGUGCCUAGACAUUCCGUUGUUGCGCCCAUAACCUAAGCUCCUAGCUUUCAUAUCUGUUUCUAACGCUGCACCUGAUAUUUGCAUAUUGCCCGCCCCUUUAUCCUAGUGCGCUUCAUUCUCCCUCCUCAACAUGCCCUAUAGUUUAUUCCUUCUCAUGGGCGUAGCAAAAGGGGUCAGGGGUCAGCUGCCCCCCCCAUCAAGUAAAACAAGAGAAAUCCUUAAUUAACUGACCAAUCACAUCGGUUCUGCCACCCCUAGGAAAAAAUCCUGGCUACACCCAUCUUCAUUCUAGAGAAUCUAGAGGAGCAGGGUGGGGGUUUAUGCCAACCAGGGAUGCCAACUUAAAUACAGUAUUGGGGGCGGGCAGUUAAGCUCCGCCCCACAUAAUUGCAUGACAUGCUGCAUGCACGCCAUAUGAAUGGCAAUGUCUGUCAACUUUGCGGGAGCCCUGCCCCCUCAAAUAUUGGGGUGGGGGGGAAUGGACCUUAGCCUCUCUGAGUUUCUUCCUGUGAUACCAACUCAGGCUGCAUGCAGAUCAGUGACUGCGUAUUUGAAUACUUCUUAGAGUAGAAAGGUCUAUGAGCAUAGAAAAUGGUUUGAUAGGGUAAAGCCUUCUCCUUGAUAGUCUAGUUUUGCAUGUGCGUGGAAACUGUAUGUUACAUACACUCAUGCACACACACACACACACACACACACACACACAAGAGUCCUGAAAAAGGGUUGGCACUAUUUUGAAUAUAUAAACUUAUAGCGGCAGGUGAGGGUGUUCUAACUUGUAAUCACAAGGACACGGUGCUUUAGCAAUAAAGAAGUCCCAUGUUUUGCUAGAAGUUGCAUGCAGCAUGCACAGCGAUUUUCUUCAUAUCUUAAGGGUUUGGGGCAGAUUCUCAACAUUACUUGGUCUCAGUUAUGCUUUAGCAGCCAAUUUAGAAGUCUUGAAUGAACGAGUGAGUGAGUGAAUGAAUGAAUCUUUAUUUGCAUCAGCCAUCAGCCAUAGCAACAAAACAGCAAUGCAAUAUACAAAGAACAGAAAUAAAAAGUUGAUUAUACAAAACACACUUCCGGGUCCUGAAUCAGCAGUCAAAUAAUGGACCUUAUUCUAAGUGCCCCAGCUAAAAACCUUGAAACCUUUGCUGUCAUCUGCUACUCUUGAUCUGCCAGGAGGACACUGUGGCAGUGGUUGGGUGACCUGGAAUGGACAAUAAGAGAGGGGUGAUAAUCUCAUUCCUCAAGUCUUUAUAAAGAGUGGAAGCCAGAAGGGCAUGCACCACUGAUUUGGUACUGCCAUCUCCACAGGGACAUAAGCGUUUUUCAUGUGUAGGAAUCCGUAGGAUUGAUUAUUCUUAUAUGUCUUGUUGAAUACUGGCAUGAGCCAACAAGUGGUAGUUUAUUCUAUUCGUUAUGGCUCCAAUAUGGAAAGCUAUAUUGAGCUAACCUGUUGCGCUAGCAGGAGCCAGCACAAUUCCUGCUAGCCCAAUGGGAAUUGCUCCCUCUCCUGUUCCCUGCAUCCCAUCCCAUCCCCAGAUUUGCUCUAAAGGGUCUAGGGGGGAACCCAGAACAGAUUUUAGGGGCAUACAGAGGGAGGACAGAGGAGAAGCUUCCAUCCCUCAAGGAAACUCCUUGCACUUAUGGAACCUUAGCACUACCUUGAAUAUAAGCCAGAGGCUUUGUUUACAAUUAAAUGGUAUACAGUUUUUAUUAAAUACUGUAAAAUACACGUUAAGUCAGCAAAUGUUUAUUUGGCAAUUCCAAACCUGGGUUUGCAAAGGUAAUGCGGAUGAAGAGGGGUGACUGCAGGGUGAAAUAGUAGAAUUGGGAGGCACUGUGGACAUAGACUCAUAGAAUUAUAGAAUUGUAGAGCUGAAGGAACCCAAAGGGUCUUCUAGUCCAACCCCCUGCAAUACAGAAAUUUAUCUUCUCUUUAAUGUAAUUGAACCUCCCCUGUUCAAUGCUGUAAAAAGGUAAAGGACCCCUGGACGGUUAAGGUCAGUCAAAGGCGACUAUGGGGUGCAGCGUUCAUCUCACUUUCAGGCUGAGGGAACCGGUGUUUGUCCACAGACACCUUUCCAGGUCAUGUGGCCAGCAUGACUAAACCGCUUCUGACGCAACAGGACACUGUGAUGAGUUCCAGAGUACAUGAAAACACCGUUUACCUUCCUGCUGCAGCAGUACCUAUUUAUCUACUUGCACUGGUGUGCUUUUGAACUGCUAGGUUGGCAGAAGCUGGGACAGAGCAAUGGGAGCUCACCACCGUCCUGCAGAUUCAAACUGCAAGCCCAAGAGGCUCAGUGGGUUAGAUCUGCUUAAAUACAUCUAGUGAAAGAGAGUUAAUACUUCCUGAGGCAGCCUGUUCUACUGAUGAACAGCUCUUAGUGUUAGGAAGCAUCUCCUGAUGUUUAGCUGUAAUCUGCUUUCAUGCAGUUUCCACCCACUGAGUCUAGUCCUGUUCUCUGGAACAGCAGGGAACAAAUUUGCUUCAUCUUCCAUAUAAACACCCUUCAGAUAUUUGAAGACAGCAUUUACGCUCCCUAUGCAUGGUUGCAUGGACAGCAGAAUGCAGAGGAUGGUGCCUUGUAGUGUCAGCUAUCCCCACAUGCGUGCAGCUGUUAACCCCUCUAUACGGUGAUUUUUACUCAAUUUUAAGAUGCCCUUUGAUUUGUUUUGCUUUACAUGUUUAUCAGUUAUGAUUUAUAAUGUUAUCGUCUGCUACUCUGGAACUCUUGUGAGAAGGGCAGACUACAAAUAAAUAAUAAAUAAACCCUUCCAAAGUGCUGUAAAAGUUUAGGUGUCUGAAUUGUCUCCCAUCACCCAACCUCUUAAAGAAAGCUUCCUAGAAGGUUUGCAGACUCACAACAUACUUGCCUUCCAAUAUGAAAGCCUCUCCCUGAUGCAGAAUUACCAAGUGGGAAAGAAUACAGUGAUCAAUAAGGAUCUUGAUUAUUGAAAACAGUAUAUGCUGAUUUCCAUCGAGAGGCAUAAGUAUUUGAGAAUUACUUUAUUAUUAUUUAUUAAAUUUGCAUACCAUCCUUCAUCGGAAGAUCCUAAGGCGGUUCACACAGAUAAAUACAAAUUAAGAAUACAAAAUACAUAAUAAAACAAAAACAAACCAAUAAACCCUUCCCACAAACACAUUUAAAAAGCCAUAGAAUGUUAAUCAGCCAAAUGCCUGGUUGAAGAAAAAUGUUUUCACUUGGUGCCUAAAGAUGUGUAAUCGCCAGGUGAGCCUCCUUGGGGGGAGCAUUCCACAAACAGGGAGCUACCACAGAAAAGGCCUCUUCUUGCGUUGCUGCCCUCCUGUUCUCAGAUGGAAUGGCAGAUGACAAAGGGCCUCAGAUGAUGAUUGCAGGGUCCAGAUUGGUUCAUAUGAGGAGAGGUGGUCCUUGGGGCAUUGUGGUCCUGAGCAUGUAUAACAUGUUUUCCUGAAAUAGCUGCUACAUAUAGGCCUAUACAUAUGUAUUAUCAUAAUAGAAGACACAUGAAUAACAUAAUUUUUAAAUCCAAGAUUUCUGUAAAAUGUCACCAGUAAAAACUCUCUGGAAGAUUAAUUGUAUUUCAAGAAUCCUGAUCAUUGUCUCUUUGACCACUUAACACAAGACUAAGUGGUCUUGCAUGGUAGUUAAUUCCUUGUUAACAUUGUACAAAUUCCAUGUGUCAUUUGUUGCAUAUGGUAAAUAGACUUGUUUCUUGUUUUGUUGUGCUUAUGUGGAUCGUGACCCUCUGUUCUAUGAGAUAGUUAUUAAGAACAGGAGAAAAUGUAUGCAUUUUUAAAAAUCACUAGAUAAUUCAAUUUGUCUUUUAAGGAACAGUUCGGUAAAUAUUGUUAAAUCUCCACAAAAAUUACUGAAUUGACUUUUAUAGGAUCACUGUGAGACUGACUGUACUCUAAAAAAUUAUGCUGAAAUUGAAGUAGAAAUGAAUGACAUCUGGAGUUAUACUUGGAUUGUUUAUUCUUUUAGCAUGUUUCAGUUUAAUAUUUCGCUUUAAAAGUCUUUCUUAUGAAAGUUCUAUUAGCCUACAUAUUACCAGAUGAAUGCAGCUGUCUUAAAUUAAAGAUUGAUGGGAAUAAGUUCUUGCAUUGAUGAAAUUCAUUCUGAAAAAGUAAGGAGAAACUAAUGUGUGUUUAGAAUCAGGGGAAAUGGAUUUUAUUUAACAAAAUGAACUUGCUUUGAAAAGUACUGUACUUUAGGAAGUGAUGUAAGAUGAUAUGGAAAUAAAAUCACUAGGCAUCAUUGGAAUGCUAUUCUGUCAAGACAAUGGGAGCAGCUGCAAUCUGCCAAUUCUUUGUGAACUCUACGUACUUCCAGAAGGUUUUGAUACUGUUGAUCGUGGUAUCCUCCUGGGAUGUCUCCGAGUCACAGGAUGAGUGCCCCAUUUUAUGGUGGGUUUAGUUCUGCUUGCAGGAUUGAUUCCAGAAAAUGCUCUUGGGUGACUGUGCCUUGACCCUCUGUGGUGUGCCAUAGGGCAUGAUUUUGUCCCCAGUACUAUCUAAUGUCCAUAUGAAGCCACUGGGAGUGUCAUUAAAAGCUAUCGGUCAAGAGGACACUGGUAUGCCGACGGUGGCAGGCUCUGUUUCUCUGUAACAUCUGAAUCGGGAGGGACAAUACAUUCUUAAUAAACUGCAACUUAAUCUUGACAAGAUAGUGGCCAUGUCCGGAAACUGAGUUUCGUACAAGCUCUAGAGCAGGUUGUACUCCAUAUGAAGGAGCAGGUGUGGGGCUUCUCCUAGAUUCAUUGCCUCCAUUAGAGGCCCAGGUGGCCUCAGUGGCUCAAAGCACCCAUUACCAGCAUUGGUUGGUGUUCCAUCUACAACCAGUUCUAUACACUGAAAGCUUUGCAUAGAUGGUCCAUACAUUGGUAACCUACCAAUUAGACUACAGUAAUGUGCUGUAAAUGGAGCUACCCUUGCAUCUGGUUUGCAAGCUACAGCCAGCUGAAAAUGCAGCUGCUAGAGUGCUUAGUGGGACACCCAGCUGUAGAGAUACUGUGCCAAUUUUGAAAGAUGUACCACAUCUUAAUUAGACAUUAAGGCAAGUGUUGGUGCUGACCUUUAAAGCCCUAAACGGCCUCGGUUCAGUAUAUCUGAAGGAGCGUCUCCACCCCCAUUGUUCUGCCCGGACACUGAGGUCCAGCGCCGAGGGCCUUCUAGCAGUUCCCUCACUGCGAGAAGCAAAGCUACAGGGAACCAGGCAGAGGGCCUUCUCGGUAGUGGCACCCGCCCUAUGGAACGCCCUUCCAGCAGGUGUCAAAGCAAUAAACAACUACCUGACAUUCAGAAGACAUCUUAAGGCAGCCCUGUUCAGGGAAGUUUUUAACGUGUGAUAUUUUACUGUAUUUUUGGUUUCUAUGGAAGCUGCCCAGAGUGGCUGGGGAGGCCCAGCCAGAUGGGCGGGGUAUAAAUAAUAAUAAAUUAUUAUUAUUAUUAUUAUUAUUAUUAUUAUUAUUUGCCAAGGAGAAUCCUCUGGCCUCUUCACAGCCACAUCAGAGGAGAAGCAGGGAUGCGUGCAUGUGCAUGUGUGGUGUAGUGGUUAAGAGCGGUGGACUCGUAAUCUGGUGAACCGGGUUCGCGUCUCUGCUCCUCCACAUGCAGCUGCUGGGUGACCUUGGGCUAGUCACACUUCUCUGAAGUCUCUCAGCCUCACUCACCUCACUGAGUGUUUGUUGUGGGGUAGGAAGGGAAAGAAGAUUGUUAGCCGCUUUGAGACUCCUUAGGGUAGUGAUAAAGUGGGAUAUCAAAUCCAAAUCCAAACUCUUCUUCAUGUGUUUUUCCCCAUAAUGCUAAGCCACGACUAGCUAACCUGUGGCCCUGCUAAAGUUGUUGGAUUCCAGCAAACCCCGGCCAGCAUAGCUAAUGGUCAGGUAGUCCGACAACAUCUAGGGGAAGGCAUAGCUUAGUUACCCUUUUGUCAAACUUUGGAUUAGUGUUACGUGAAUCUAAUCAUCAUGUGUUUCUCAUACCCUAGUGCAGUGAAGAAAUGAAAAGCAGAAUUGUACUUUCUAGAUGAUACAGUGGUACCUCAGGUUAAGAACUUAAUUCGUUCUGGAGGUCCAUUCUUAACCUGGAACCAUUCUUAACCUGAGGUACCACUUUAGCUAAUGGGGCCUACCACUGCUGCCACCGCACGAUUUCUGUUCUCAUCCUGAAGCAAAGUUCUUAACCCGAGGUACUAUUUCUGGGUUAGCAGAGUCUGUAACCUGAAGUGUCUGUAACCUGAAGCAUCUGUAACCUGAGGUACCACUGUAGUAUACUUUGUUCUCAGUGGCUCCUUUUGGGUUCUCUUGAAGAUUGUAAUCUGGGACACAUACCUGACCUGCUUCCUGCCCCAGUCUCCGAUCCUGACAAACAUUUCACUACUGAUAUCUAUCUAUUGAAUCCAGUAUUGUAUUUAAUAUGUUGCAAUAUUAUUUUUUAGAUAUGCUUGGAACCUUAGAGGAAAUUCUUCCUAGCCUCCAAGAAAAUAUCAGGAUUUGGGUGAUGGCAAAAGAAUCCACAUUGCCACAUGUUGAUACCAUUUUGGACAAGCUGGAAGUUGCCUCUGAUGAUCCUGUACCAGCUAAUCUCUGUGUUGCUAAUAACUUGAAGGAUCCUCACCUCUACAUUUUUACCUCUGGAACAACAGGUACAACAUUCUAUAAAGGUUUUCGAUACACAGUCAGAAGUGAUUGUGCUUUUUUAAAAAAAUGAUUGUUGUUGUUGUUUAGUCGUGUCUGACUCUUCGUGACCCCAUGGACCAGAGCACGCCAGGCACUCCUGUCCUCCAGUGCCUCCCGCAGUUUGGUCAAACUCAUGCUGGUAGCUUCAAGAACACUGUCCAACCAUCUCAUCCUCUGUCGUCCCCUUCUCCUUGUGCGCUCCAUCUUUCCCAACAUCAAGGUCUUUUCCAGGGAGUCUUCUCUUCUCUUCUCAUUAACUAGGUUAAUGAUUAACCUAGAGCAAACACACUACAAAUCUACACUGAUAUGGGAGGGCCCCACCUCGAAAAGCUCUUGGCUUGGAAAACAGUUAAAACUUUUCUUUCUUUUUUAAGGCCAGCUGCCUACUGUAUACUUCUGACCCCAUAAACCUAUAUAGUACGUAGUAAGCUUUUCAGUUUUUCCAGAUGGCCAGGACAUUAAACUUACUCAUUUAAGAAAUAACUACUUUUUGUUUUACCUUUUAAUAUUGCAAAACAACACCCACCACCUACUAAUUCUACUUUGAACAUUGGAACAAAUAGCAGUAUAUUUUCUGAUCAUGUGACGUAGCUUUGGAAUUUGGCUUCGUGAGCUUUAUAAUCUCCUUUCUUAGCAUGUUGUUAUACAUCUGUUAUGAAAUGUUUCCUGUCCAAGCUUGCUGAGCUUACAGGUCAUUGUGGAGAAAGAAAAUAGGAUUAAGUUACUAACUAGCCCUUUAGUUUUGAAGCAGAUGGCCAGGUUUGUUGCCAUUGGUACAGAUGCUAAGAAGCUAAGAUCUUUAUGUGCUUGUUUUGCAACACUCCUUAUCAGAGGACAUGAAAAGCAACAUUAUACAGCUGAUUAAAAACAAAUGUUCCACUCAUAGUAUUAUUGUUAUUUGUUAAAUUUUACGAUUAUUUUUGUAUUAAAUAUUAUUUAAGAGGCCCUAUUUGCCAUAUUUUCCUUACAUUUUGAUUAACAGCAAAGGCUAAUUUGUGUUUCUGUGUCAUAUACCAAUAUUAUAGAUGCCUUUUCGUUUUCUUCUCUGAUGCUUGCAGAACAUGCCUUAUCUCCGUUACCUGUAAUAUUUCCUGAUCAAUGAUGUAGCACACAUCCCCCCCCCUUUUAACUUGUGUUAUUGAAACCAAGUGUCAAGUGCUUAGAUCUUAAUCUUAAUUUUACACACAUGUAAAGCCACACUUGUGUUCAUGGUCCCUAUUGAAAUGAAUGCAGCAGCACAUGCAGAAUGUUGAAACAGAAAAAACAACAACGACCUCUCACAUCUUCCAGGAUCAGGUUGAAGCAUAAGUCAGUUUAAUUCAUGCUGCAUAUAUACGCUCUGUCGCAGGAGACCAGGGCCCUGUGGGACUUGACAUCCUUCUGCAGGGCUUGCAAGACGGAGCUGUUCUGCCUGGCCUUCGGUCCAGGCCCAGUUUGACCCCCCUCUAUGGGACCCUGUAAGUUACCUCUGGCCCUUUUAUCGGCUCAUGUGGGACCAACAUAGAUAGCUGGCCCUGAUGAAUACUUUGAGGUUCCCGACCCCUAUGGUUGUGAUUUCAUGGGCAGUCAUUUAAUUUGACCCUGAUUCUAAUUUUUAAGCUGUAUUUUAAUCAAUUGUUUGAUUGUGUUUUAAUGUAUUUGACAUUAGAUGUUAGCUGCCCUGAGCCCUGUCUUGGCCGGGGACGGCAAAGUAUAAAUAAAAAUUAACUUACUUAGUUACAUAUAGAAUUUGCAAUAGCAUAAUUUGCCUAAAAAUUUGCAACUUUUAUAAUUCAAGCAAAGCAGGUGGUGUGACCAGAAGAGAAGCUCUUUUCCAAGGAAAUAAUUAGACUAUCUAAUUAUUACAACUAUACGUGUGAUAGAAUAUCGGAGAUUGGAUCACCAAACUUUUUUCCCCCUUUUAUUCAAAUGAAGCUGAGGGGAAAGGGAGCUGGUUAACAGUUUGUUCCCCUCCCUCCACCAAACAAGCAGUUUUCCUAAUCUAAUUCACGCCUGUAACGCUUUUGAUGCCUAUAGCUUCAAGAUGUGAUGCCUGAAUUUUGAUCAGGAAAGUGGCAUAGGUGAAAGAACAUCAGGAUGUCCAAUCUGUAAAAAGCUGUAAUAGUUUCUGAGGGGGAAAAAACAUUGACGAUUUUUGUUUUAUAUACCUGGGUAGCAGGGAGUAUAUAGCUUCCAUAAACUGGCUACUUGUUUUGAAAUAAGAAGUUUUCUUUUUUUAAACAAAAUAAUGUUUCAUUUUUCUUCAAACAAUAAAAUAAUUUUACAUCAAAUUUCAAUAUCCCAUUUCAAAACAAUGUUUUCUUAAUGCAUUGACUUGCCUGUUAUUUUAAUCUUUUCGCAGAAUACAUAGUGAAUGGGCUUCAGCAGGAGCAACUGGUUUGUUUAUUUAUUUUGGAUGUUACUUAGUAAUAUCCCAGAACAAUUUGUGCAAAGUACAUAACCUAUUUUAGCAUAUAGAUGAAAAUUUCACCCUGGAGUACAAAAAGCAGCCAUUGAUUUUGUAAUUAAGCUUUUUUUACUUCCUUUGAAAGAAAAAAAAUACGUUUGCGUAUAUUUUAUUUCUUUAUUUCAGGUUUACCAAAGGCUGCAAUUAUCAGUCAUCUGCAAGUUCUAAAAGGAGCUGCUGGAUUAUGGGCAUUUGGUGCCACUCCUGAUGACAUAAUUUAUAUUACUCUCCCUCUUUACCACAGUGCAGCCGCUCUACUUGGCAUAGGUGGAUGCAUUGAACUGGGUAAGGCAAGUUGACAUUUCCGUUCCACCUUAAGGAACAGGCAUGAGAUUGUUGCAUGUCACAUGUCUGUUUACAUUCCAGCACAGGUUGCUGGGAACUUCCGUUUGUGCAUAGCUUUUGCUUUUGCUGUUCUCUCUGAGAUGACACGAGAGAGAGACGACAUGUUUCUUUAUCCUGAUUUAUGUUUAAGAAAUCUGUAGCUGUAGAAUGAUUUCACAAGCCUCACGACUAUUCUGUGUGCGCAGUACACUCUGCUAAUAGCGUGCCCUGGUCGCUGAUUUACGUCUGAGCAUGGGCCGAUGGAAGGAGAUUGCACAGCUGGGGCUUGCCAGUUGGCCUCCCGGCCCUCCGCAUGUCGACAGUCUUUAGUCAUGCUUAUGGAAAGCGUGUACAAGUGUUUCUAAAGGAGAUGAAUGAUCAACUUCUACACUGAAAUAGUUAGAAUAAGCCAAGAAAAGACCCUCAAUCAAUAAUCACAUUAAUGGGGUGUGCCUUGUAGUUGCUUUAAGUCACAUUUCAAAUCUCAUUCUGCCAUUUUGCAGUGGUACCAGUUUAGAGAAGCUCAGUAAUUCCCUUGAUUAUUACAGAAUUAUGUGCAGGGGGUACAUUCUGUCCUAGCCAGGGGACAGCUUCUAUUCUAUGUUUCUGGUGCGUGCUUAGCAUAUUGUAGGAAUGCAAAGUUACAGGUUAGGUUCCAUCACAGGUUAGGUUCGAUCAAGGCAAGGUCAAGCAAAGCAGAGGUCAAGUUCCAAAAAGGCAACCAGUACAGGUAUCAUCUGGAUAGAUCCAAAUGAAGCUUAGGGCUGCAGGUCAGUCAAUGCAGGCCUUAAUAUCCCUAUGACAACCAGGAACCCUACACUGAACCUUAAAUAGGACUGCUGCUUUCUCUGAGCAGUUGAGUCCCAUUGCUUGUGAGCAGAGCUACUUUUAAAAGGGCCCAGUGCUAUAAGGAUGGAGAGUCAGAGCCCUGGGUUAUGGGAAAGGGCAGCUGUAAGAAGCUGUGGAGAGUAUCCUCUUCCACCUGAUACAUGCUGCUCUCAUAGAAUUUCCAUUACAGGUCUCUGAGGAUAGCUUUAUGUUGUUGAGAGCUUUAUGUUCUGUACUGGCUACAGAUCAUAUGGUGAUAAGCAUAAUUUGUUUCCAUGAUCCACUGGGAAAAAGACAGAGAUGAAAGCAUCUUCUGUUAAAAAAAGGGGGGGAGGGGACUUACUGCAGUUUCACUUUUUCCUAAUCAGCCAAACGAAUUACUCUGAAAAGCUGGGUCUUGGUUUUUCCUCUGCAUAAAAUGGAUGAAAGUUCACACUAAUACCAUGUAGUAACUUUCUGAUACGUAGAGGACUCCUGGAUGCACAAAAAAGUUUCAGUUUUGGUGCGGUUGGAUAAGCAGGGCAUCUAAGGAGCAGCAAACAAAUUAAACAUCCCUUCUGGGUUCAUAUAGCAUUCUGCACGUUUCUGUGUAAACAGGCAUUUUCACCUCAAGGGAAAUUUACCAGUACUUCCCAGAAGGGCGGCAGCCAAUAUGGCCUGGCCCAGAGCACAGCUUGAUAUAUAACUGCUAAGAUCAGAAAUACGUUUUGCAUGGUUGCAGUCUGCCUGUCCCUAGUUCCUGAACGGGGUAACUGUGCCCCUGAAGGACCAGGAGCGCAGCCUGGGAGCACAGUAUACCUGAAGGAGCAUCUCCACCCCCAUCAUUCAGCCCGAACACUGGGGUCCAGCUCUGAGGGCCUUCUGGCAGUUUCCUUCACUGCGAGAAGUGAGAUUGCAGGGAACCAGGGAGAGGGCCUUCUCAGUAGUGGCGCCUGCCCUGUGGAACACCCAUCAUUUGUCAAGGAAAUAUACAGGUACCUGACUUUUAGAAGACAUCUGAAGGCAGCCUUUUUAGGGAAGUUUUUAAAGUUUGAUGUUUUAUCGCUUUUUAUUAUUAAUAAUAAUAUUCUGUUGGGAGCUGCCCAGAGUGGCUGGAGCAACCCAGCCAGAUGUGCAGGGUAUAAAUAAUACAUUAUUAUUAUUAUUAUUAUUAUUAUUAUUAUUAUUGGAUCUGGCCAUGCCAGUAGGGUAGCCUAUCCUGAUUUAAGGGAUAUUUAGCAUUACAAGUGUUGUGGUAGAAUCAAUUACUUCAAAGGCACACAGAACAUGUUGUUCAGGCAUGGUGAUCAAUCUGGUCGUGGGAGACAGGGUGCUGUGCACAGGCCUAGCUAGCACUGUCAGCUCCUGAGAGACAACCCCCCAACCAUAAAAGGCUCAAAAUGCACAGCCCAGUUCACCCUGCUCCCCUGAUAUCAAGGACUUGCCCCAAUCGUGGCCUGCCAGCAGUGUGAAAACGUCCAAGAGAAGGAUAGAUUUAUUGUUUAUGCAUCCAAUUAAGCUUUGAAGAAGCUUGUGCCAUAAUAAAUCCGUUGCUGUUUUUGCUGCAACACACUUCUCCUCUGGCAACAGAGUGGAGUCACUGGGACCAGUUCAGCCUUCAUGCAAAGGCACAGGGUGUUUUAGGGGUGGGGUCCAUCUCAGCCUGAGGCCAUAGUCCCUUCUAAGCCGUUUGAGGCCACAUGCCAGUGGUAGGUGGGUAAAGAGGCGAAAGUGGGUAGGGCAACAAAUGUCAACUUUACCUUUCUACAGGAGCCUGGUUUUUAUACACAAUCUUUCACCUCACUAUCAGCCAUCCAUACAAGCAGGACACAUGAUCAGAGUUCAAAGACCCAUUCCAGUCAUUCAAAAAUAGUGUGCAAAGCAGAGACCCUAAAAGGUGUGGCCUGAGGAGAGUACAAGGGCCAGACGGAGAGGUACAGGGAUCUGUAUUCAGCCCCCAAGACUUUGAGGUUCCCUGCCCCAAUGUAUUGCAACAUGUACAUAGAUUUUUAAAUUAAACCAAGUGUGUAUCAAUUAAAUUCAAAUCUGUUCUUAAGGAUGUUAGACCUAAAUAAGAUUAUCCAGUAGGUACUGUGCAUAGUGUCAGCCAAAAGUUAAUCCUGAAACUGUGGUUUUGUUUUUCCCCCAAGGUGCGACAUGUGUUUUAAAAAAGAAGUUUUCAGCUAGCCAGUUCUGGACUGAUUGCAAAAAGUAUAAUAUUACAGUUAUUCAAUACAUUGGGGAACUGUGUCGUUACCUUUGCAAGCAGCCUGUGGUAAGUCCAUUUAAAAUAAUACAUUUAUAUGUUAGUUUUAUCUAUAGCCCACUCUUCAUCUAAUGAGCAGUUUACGAAAGAUAGUUUUAAACAAUACAAAACACAGUCAGAUACCAUCAUAAAAUUAUUAAAACCAUGCUUAAAACAUAUGCGGCAGAAAGCCUCAGAGCACAAAACUCUGACUUCCAUUAAUGGUUGCGAUUUACCUGAACAAUUUUGAAUGAGUUGGAACACUCUUGCUAUCUGGGUUUCUAGCCUGGGUAAACAGCGUUGGAAUUGUCCCCAAGAUUGCAAGAUUGCCAACAUAUUUUUAGUAAGAAAAAAUGGGUGCUGCAAGAAUUUCAGUCAUGCUAAGCAUGUAUAAAUCUCUCUUGAGCCAAGGAUCCCAGCCAAAUGUAUUAUGAGGCAGGCAACUCUUUGAAAGGAUAGCCUGCCUCCUUUUAUCUUAUUGCUUCUAAAAGAAAUCUACCUGCUUCUAAAGGACAGUAUUUUUCCAUGUAUAAGACAACCUUUUUAUGAAAAUUUUAGUGAUAAAUUGGGGGUUGUCUUAUACUUGGGUUAAUACAGUAAGUAAACGAGGGCUGGAGCCUUGUUGGUAGCAGGUAGCAGGGAACAGUUGGGGGGGGGGGGUGUCAUCAGAAAAACCGCUCAACAGCUCGGCAAAAUUACAAAAGAAGCUCAACAACUGUUUUUCUGAUUUCCCCCAAAAAGCUCAACAACUUCCUUAAUUUUAAAAUUUCUUAAUUUUGGGCUCCCAAAAUACACGGGGUUGUGUUAUACACGGAAAAAUAAAUUACACGUGAAAGCAGAGUUAGAUGCAGUCUCCAUGGCAUGCAUGAUAUGCAUUUGCACUUUGGGGCCAAUAUUUAAGCAGAGCGAUUCAGACUUCUCAUAGUUAGUUUCUGGCUCCACAACUUCCCCACAAAAUGGCAAUUCCUUAGUUAUUUAUGGAAAUGCCUGUAUUGGGACUGACAGCAUUACUGCCAUGUCAUGCACAAACAUCCGAAAAAUGUGUUUUCUGUCAUCUUAUAUUGUGAAUGGCCCUGAGAUCUGUUAAUGAAGAGGGGUUUAUAAAUCUAACAAGUAAGUAAGUAAAAACUUAAGAAGAUAAAUCUGUAAAAGAUAAAUCAAGAGAGAACAAUAGGGAAGUUCAAAGCAAGAGAAAUACAAAUUGUUGGUUCUCACCACCGUCCUAUAUAAAUGUGUAAGAGCACCUACAAAUUCAUAUUGCAGAUGAAGAAUUACAAAAAAAUAUUUGAAGGCACAGUCACUCCAGCCAGACAAAUUCCUAAUAUGCACCCAGUGUUAAUCAACAUCAAUAGGUUCCCAUUCUUUUUACUAUGCUAUUAUAUUCAGAAAGUUGUGGAUUAGAUUGGAUUGUUGACAUCCUGGUAUGAGCCCUGCCUGAUUUAGGUUAUAUAUUUUUCAGUGUAGAACUGAGAAUAGCAAUUGACAGAUUGAAGAUGGGGUUUGUGCAGAAAAUAAAACAAGGUCUCAUGGGGAGUGCUAAAGCUUUGGUUCAAGGCCAGUUUUCUUUUUGUUUUUUCUUUUUGUUUUGUAAUAGCUGCCUCCCUCUUAUUAGGGCCGUCAUAACUGCUGAAGGAGAAACAACAACAAUAUGUUGUGUUAUUUAUUUAUUUACACAACACAUCCCACACUUUCAACAUAAUGUAUGUUGCCAAGGCAGCUAACAGAGUAGAAAGAAACAAACUGGUAUAAUUUAAAACAACGAAGGUAGAUAGAAUUCAGCGUCAUGCUACUACAAAUGUUCUGUCUACACAAGCCUAUUAGCUUGCCAGAUGGAACAACACCCCCCCCACCCCGUCUCCCACAUGCUGGUCUGAGGGUUGUCCCCCUGAGCCAGUUCCAGGGGGCACACAGGAGAGGAGGAAAGCCUCAUUGCCGAAGUCCCGAGUGCAGGGCUUCCCACUGAUGGUGUUCUUUAGAUCAUGGGUAGACAAUCUAAGGCCCGGGGGCUGGAUGCGGCCCAAUCGCCUUCUCAAUCCGGCCCCCGGACGGUCUGGGAAUCAGCGUGUUUUUACAUGAGUAGAACGUGUGCUUUUAUUUAAAAUGCGUCUCUGGGUUAUUUGUGGGGCCUGCCUGGUGUUUUUACACGAGUAGAACGUGUGCUUUUAUUUAAAAUGUGUCUCUGGGUUAUUUGUGGGGCAUAGGAAUUCAUUCAUUUAUUUUUUUCCAAAAUAUAGUCUGGCCUCCCACAAGGUCUGAGGGACUGUGGACCGGCCCUCUGCUGAAAAAGUUUGCUGACCCCUGCUUUAGAUGAAUCUUGCCCAAAGCAUACAAUUGGUCUAAUAGUGUAUUUUAAUUGUUGUAACCCACCAUGGGAUAUUAGGGUGAAAGUAAUAAUGACAAACUACUGCAGUAACAGUGCAUUCACAUAAACAAUAAAACCAAGCUGCUCUAAAAAAAAGUUUCCAAAGUCGAUUGAUAUGAUAUUUAUGCAUAACUAGCUUAACUCUUGUUAAGCUCACUUAAUAGCUCUCAGAUUUGUAUAAGGUUUCCAUGAUGUCCUCAGGGUAUUUCCAGUGUUUGCAACUUUGCACUUGCCUCUAUAGGUCUGUUUCCUUACUCUACAUUCUUAAUCCCAAAUGCUGGCCCCUGGCCCUGGCUGUUGCCUCAAAAGUAUUUUCUGCCUUGAGAUGUGUUGAAUUGGUUUAGUUACUUUGCACGGACUUGUGAUAGCAACUGUGAUUUUGCAAACCAUUAAGGAAGAAAACAAUGCCAUAGCAGCUUUGAAUUAAUCUGUCUCCUUGUGUGGGAUAUCUACAAUAAACAAAGCUUUCUUUUGUUAAUGAAAAGGAUAAAUGGAAACAAAGUUUACCUGCAUGUCAAACUGGCUACUAGAGAGUUUCGGUUUCUGCGGGGAUAUGAAUAAACCAUUCAGUCUGAAUUGAGCGGGUUUCUCUACUGGUCUUUUUUCAUCACUGAACAAAAGGUCACAAUAAAAGUCUUUGUUGUUGUUUUUAGUCUGGUGUUACCAGGAUUUGCAUUUCAAUAACAGAGAAUUCAGUGACCUCAGCAAAGGGUAGGUGCAGUGGUGCAGAUGACAUGCCAAUUUGAAAUUAGCAAGGAAUCAGAUUCCUUUGAAGGUAGGUGCUUUUAAAAGUAGGUGCUCAAAUCAAGUCUAUUUUAGUUGAUUGCCUGGAGGAAAAUAAGCAGGAGAAACAAAAAAGCAACAUGAUUUAAAUGGCUUUUCUGCACAUUUUAAAAAUGGUUGCCCUGAUCCAGCUAAAGGGAAUUGUGACUAGGAAUGCAACUCUUUGCACAGUCUGCAUAAAAACAAGUCUGAUUGUUCUCAACAGGGCUUGCUGCCAUAUAAGUGUCAUUCUGCCAUGUAAGCGUGUUUAGAAUUGCAGCAUAAAUCUUUAUUGAAACCAAUGAAACAACUAACUAUAAUCUCAUUGCUCACAGCCGGACCUAGGGCAUAUGCACACUUCCUUUUUGCCCGGCUGUUUAAAGCUCAAUCGGAGCAAAGGUCAAUCCGCAGAAAACCCAAAUUGACGUUUGCUCCUAUUCAGCUUUAAAGAGUGAGUUUUCACAGGGAGAGCUCAGGCCAAAAAAGAAAAGAAAACAAGAGCGUUAAAGCGUGAACCUGUGCCUGGAAAGAGUGCAGCAAAAGGUAGAUGUGGAUAAGCCCUUAUUUAAAGCUAACUAGCUAGGUUGGGGUGGUGAUGAUUAAAAAUGCAAAAGCUGGUUGUCACUUAUGGCCAUUUGUCAUAGCCAAAUGCAGUGUAAAUUCUGCAGAUAAAAAAACCACAUUAAAAAUGUUGAUGAGUUGUCAAGUACAUAAACAUAUAGGCUGUUCCUAAGAACUGAUUGUGGUUCAAACAGAGGUUACAUUGUUAGUGAUGUAUAUAUACUUCUUUUUGGUUUUGAUAUCAUCUCUAAUCCAAGAGUUUUUGCAGGUUCUCAAACACUAUAAAAACCUGAGAAACCAAAAAGCGGAAUAAGUAUAUAGUGGUACCUCUAGUUGCGGACACGAUCUGUUCCGGGGUGUCAUUCAAACCCCGAAAAGUCCACAACUAGACUGGUGCUUCUGUGCAAGUUCAGAGCGUGAUAGAGCACUUCUGCGCAUGUGCGAAGCGCAUAGAACGCUUCUGCGCAUGUGGGUGCGGCGAAACCCAGAAGUAUACACUUCCAGGUUUGCCGUGUUCACAAGCCGAAAAGAUGCAACAUCAACCUAACGUAACAAGAGGUAUGACUGUACAUAGCAUUGUGAAUGGUGUUUUCACCAUACUAACUUCAACACACACAAAUGCACACACACACAAAUAUAUACUCCUAUUGUCUGCCUCUAGCCUUAGGUACAGAGUGAUAGAAUGGACUCCCUUAGAAGGUGGGAGACUCUCCUUCGCUUGAUGUUUUUAAGCAGAGGUUGGAUGGCCAUCCAUCAUAGAUGAUUUAGUUGUGAUUCCUUCAUUGCAGGGGGUUGGACUAGAUGACCCUUGGGUCCCUUCCAACUCUACAAGGAGCCAUCCCAUACCAGGACCGCCCUCAGGAACCUCCAAGGAAUUGGUUGUGAUUUUUAUGAUGGGUCACACUGCAGCUGGUUUAUGAUCUGUAGAUAAACUCAAGAUGGGGGCUGGAUUUUAAUUUUCUUUUUAAAUGCGAGCUUGGAAUCUGCUGUAGGUUAAAAUGUGAUGGGUUCAUCUUAAGGAUGUCUAUGUGUGUUUUUAAAAUGUCUUUCAGAAAGAGGGAGAGAGGAAUCACAAAGUUCGCCUAGCAGUUGGGAACGGAGUAAGAACGGAUAUCUGGAAGGAAUUUUUACACCGAUUUGGUGACAUCAAGAUAUGUGAAUUUUAUGGUGCAACGGAAGGAAACAUUUGCUUCAUGAAUCACAUGGGCAAAAUUGGAUCUGUGGGUCGAACUAAUUUCUUUUAUAAGGUGACUAUUUACAUGUAUAUACUGUGUGAAGGAAUGCCAGAUUAACAUGACUUUUAUAGCACAGUAGCAACUUUUUAUAGCAACUUUAGAAUCUGAAUCACUCGGUGGGAAGCUGCUGUUCAUACAAAAUCAAGCUUUAAACCUAGCUCUCUAUCAAGCCGUAAAUCCAUAAUCUAGUUAUUAAUUGUGUUAUUUUGGUCAGAUAUGAUAUAUGCAGGGACGCGGGUGGCGCAGUGGGUUAAACCACAGAGCCUAGGGCUUCCCGAUCAGAAGGUCUGCGGUUCGAAUCCCUGCGACGGGGUGAGCUCCCAUUGCUUGGUCCCUGAAAGCACGUCAAAGUGCAAGUAGAUAAAUAGGUAAACGGGAAGGUAAACGGCGUUUCCAUGCGCUGCUCUGCUUUGCCAGAAGCGGCUUAGUCAUGCUGGCCACAUGACCCGGAAGCUGUACGCCGGCUCCCUCGGCCAGUAAAGCGAGAUGAGCACUGCCACCCCAGAGUUGUCCGCGACUGGACCUAAUGGUCAGGGGUCUCUUUACCUUUACCUAUGAUAUAUGCAGUUGUUUGAAUCUUUGCUUUAUGGUUUUAACCAUGAAACAGAUCUAAAUAUUUACUCCCCUUCCCUUUCUAAAUUCCUUUUUGGGGAGGUGGAUUUUUUAAAAAAUUGUUUGCUAGUGAUGCUUCACUGAAAAACUUGGUUUGGGGAUCACUGAAUACUUUGUCCAUGUCUGUAGACAACUGGGAUUCUGCUCAUAAAUCACUGAAAUUCUUCUCAGGGCUUGCUGUCAUUUAGCUUUAAUAAAAUGAAACCCUCCAGUAGCAUGACUCCUGUGGGAUAGGAAUACAUUUAGAUCAGUGUAUAGAAAGCUCCCUUUGUGUGGAUGUAUGAAUACUAAGAACAGAGAGUUGUCAGUGCAUGCAUUAGCAUAGCAAGCAGUAAACAAGCCCAACUUACAACAACUCAUUGUGAAACUCUUUCAAAAAUCCACUUAUUUUUGUGUGAUCAUAACUAACAGAGCAAUAAUGUGGUUCUGCUGUGCUAACAGCUACUAUGCCCGGACCGAUGCCAAUGUACCAUAGUUUUAAUCCUCUGCACUCCCAGCAGUGAGGUGGAAAGUACAACAGUAUCAGAACAAAAAGCUAAGGUAAUAAUACCAAUGGGUGGGUGUUCCGACCAUCUAUCAUUCAGAUGGUGGCCAGUGAAUGGUCAUUUUGCAUUGCCAACCAAAUGAGGAAUAACAUCACAUGUUGAAGUCAAUAUUCCCUCCCUCGCACAAUGUACUAUCUUGCUUCUCCUUGAACUCUCAGCAACGUUUGAUUCCAUCACCUAUGGUAUUCUUCUGGAGAAGCUAUCUAAGGUGGGUGACACAACCUUGCCCUGAUGAGUUAAAAAUUAACUAUGAAAAGUCUGAAUCCAUUAACAGAAGGCUCCUUGGUCCAGCAGAUGUUUCUAUGAAAACAAGGAGAUGAUUUCCUCCCAUUUCCUGUUCAGUUCUCAUUUCACCAUACUGUUUUGGAGGGUUUCCCCAAACUCUGGAGCAGAUUUGUGGGACUGCACAGGGAAGGCCCAUAUAGUUAAAGCUAUGAUUUUCCCAAUAGUGAUGUAUGGAAGUGAGAGCUGGACCAUAAAGAAAGCUGAUCGCCGAAGAAUUGAUGCUUUUGAAUUAUGGUGCUGGAGAGACUCUUGAGAGUCCCAUGGACUGCAAGAAGAUCAAACCUAUCCAUUCUUAAGGAAAUCAGCCCUGAGUGCUCACUGGAAGGACAGAUCGUGAAGCUGAGACUCCAAUACAUUGGCCACCUCAUGAGAAGAGAAGACUCCCUGGAAAAGACCCUGAUGUUGGGAAAGAUGGAGGGCACAAGGAGAAGGGACGACAGAGGACAAGAUGGUUGGAUAGUGUUCUCGAAGCUACCAGCAUGAGUUUGACUAAACUGUGGGAGGCAGUGGAAGACAGGAGUGCCUGGUGUGCUCUGGUCCAUGGGGUCACGAAGAGUCGGACAUGACUAAACGACUAAACAACAACAACAACAGGGAGUUGCAAAGGGAAGCAGGAAUUGAAGAAAAUUAGACCCCUGCUUCCAUUCAAAGGGAGCAAUCAUAUAAUCAAAGAGUUUUUCAUUAAACACAUUGAUUUUUAUACACCCUGCAAUGGCUUAAUAUUGGAAUGACUUUAGUUGUGGAUAAAACAUAAGGAUUAAAGUUCCUGGGGCCUCUUUUACAAAGUGGCUCAUUUUUGUGAAGCAAGAAAGACUGCACACUCAAAGGAUGUUGGUCCAAUGGAAGGCUCUUAGUACUUUUUGUGUGUUCCCCCUUCUCACAAAGGAAUUGAAAAGAAGAUACCGAUUGAAUCAGCAACAUGCUCAGCAUUCUGAGUGUCUUGACUUCCUGGAGUAGUACAAGUCUUUUGAACAGUUACUCAUCUAGUUUUCAUUUUGGAUCUCUUCCCAGUUAAUGGGUAUUGUUGUGUAGUAAGUGACAAGCUGUGAAAGUCCAAAAGGGAUAAGUAAUUGCAGGGCUUGAGAAACAUGGUCUAAGAGCUUGACAAUGAAAUUUGAGAAGUCUGCAUUCUGGACAAUCAUGCUUGUUCAGUAAUUUUUUACUUCUACUGAAAAGUCCUGUAUGGAAAUACAUUGCACUACAAGCUAAAUAGUGAAAUAGAUAUUUCUGAACUAAGGAUUGUAGCAGCCAACUCAUAUCAUUGACAACUCAUUCCCAUUGAAUCCAGUAUGUGCAAGAUCACUUCUAAAACGUCUGUAUUUUUGUGCUUUUAAAAAAAAAAUCUUGAGAGUUUAUAAGGCUGCCAGACUUUUGCUGAAAUAAGAACUCAUACAUUAUUCAUAAUAUUUAAAUUCUCUGCAUUCUAAAAAAAGAAGCAAUAUUUUCCCCCUCACAUUAAAUUAAUGUAUUGCUCUUUCUCUUGAUAUAAGUUUACCAGUUUAGUCUUUUUUUCAGUCUUUAUUCAAGUUUUAUUAUUCAUUUUUCAUAUAUAUACAACACCUAGUCAUCUUCACUAUCAUCAGUCCAAUAAAAAUAUCACAAAUGAUACAUGCAGUUUUAACUAUGUGCUUUCUACACGAACCCAUGACUUCCUGUCCUCUCCAUGUUUCCUUUAUAUUAAACAUCUUGCAAAAAACUUAAACAUCCCCCCAAAAACUAGGUGCGUCCUAUGGGACAAAAAAUACGGUAGUUCCUAUGUCUUUGUCCAUGGAGUUUUCUUGGCAGGGAUACUAGAGUGGCUUGCCGGUUCCUCCUCCAGGUGGAUCACAUUUGGUCGAAACUCUCCACUAUGACCUGUUCAUCUUGGGUGCCCUGCUCGGCAUAGUUCAUAGCUUCUCUGAGUUAUUCAAGCCCCUUCGCCACGGCAAGGCACGAAGGGGAAGAGAAGACUCCCUGGAAAAUACCCUGAUGUUGGGAAAGAUGGAGGGCACAAAGAGAAGGGGACGACAGAGGACGAGAUGGUUGGACAGUGUUCUCGAAGCUACCAGCAUGAGUUUGACCAAACUGCGGGAGGCAGUGGAAGACAGGGGUGCCUGGCGUGCUCUGGUCCUUGGGGUCAUGAAGAGUCGGACACGACUAAACGACUAAACAACAACAACAGUUCCUGUGUGCUGUGAAAACACAAGUGAGAUCUACAAUGAAAUGUUGCAGUGUGGAGUGCUGCUGUCCACUCCAUUCCAUUCUUUCUCUCCAUUUGCCCUCUGCCCCAGUUAGUCAUCAUUCCAUGGCCACUGAGCAUGCUCAGUUUGCAUUAGGCUGGUUUUGAGACAUUCUCCCCUUCAGCUGCUAUUCUAAAUACACCAACCUGGGAGUGUGUUCCCAUGAUCUCAAUGGGGGCCUUACUUCUGAGUAGACACAUACUUCCUAGAUGUUUACCAUGCUGCUUCGUAACCCUCCUAUUGUUUAUAGAUGGUGCAGUUUUGGUUAUAUGAGCACCAGAACACCAGAAAUUGAGAAAAUUUGAGCCCAAGAAUAAACAUUUCUCUUUCCCAAGGCCAUUGGAUGGCACAACUCUUCUGCUUUUCAUCAGACCAAAUAUCCUGGUAGCAUAGUUUAGUCAUGCUACAUUUCCUUUUCCCGUCAUCUAAAGCAGAAACAGGAAUAAUUAUUUCCUUAGUUUUUCAAUUAGUGGGUUAGUCAGUUCCCAUCUGGAAGUAUUAAUUUAUGCCAGCUGAGGCUUUCUAUGAAUUAAAAUAUUAGUUAUUUGAUUUUGUUGUCUGUUGGACAUUAUUAGUAGCAGGGGGUACUUAAAAGACUUCAGUGACAGCUGUAUCAUUUGGGUCUUGGGCUUCUUGAGUUUCUAAUAAGUAUUAUAUUUCAACCAAAUAUAACACUGCAGUUUUACCCCAUCCUGUGGAUAAUGCAAGAAACAGUUCUUUUUCUUUUUUAUUUACAUUGUUUCCAAAAUGUUAGUUUUUCAGCUUAAAGAAAUGUUAAAUUAUUUUGUUCAGAUGGGAGAUCCUAAGGCAGAGCUUUCCAAACUUUUCAUGUUGGUGACACACUUUUUGGACAUGCAUCAUAUUUUACAACACAGCAAUUCAGUUUUACUAGCGAACCGGAGAUUAAACUAACCCCUUUCAAGCCUGGGCUACCAAGAUAAUAACGGGCCUUCAAACCAAUCCUUAUACAAAAGGACUGAGUCUAGAAAAGAGGAGACCAAGAAGCGAUAUGAUAGCCAUCUUUAAAUAUAUAAAGGGCUGACCACUUGGAAGAUGGAGGCAAACCGUAAACUAUAACAAGCUGUGCAUAAUCAAUGCAGAAUUUAACCCUGUCCUCCUGCCCAUCAACUGAUAUCACCAGUGAUGUCAGCUAAUGGGCAAGUUAGGCGUGUUUUAGGGGAAAUGGCCUUGUAGGCUAAAUUGGACCCCUGGCGGUCUGAUCUUGGCUCACUGGGCAGAGAUUUCCCACCCCUAUGCUAAGCCAUGGUUUACCUUAGCACUGCAUGCCAACCAGUCCAGUAACUCCCACUGCUGUAUUCAGAGAGAUGAACUGGGUCAUUCUUCAAUGCCUUGUUAAUGGGAAAAUCCAGGUGUCUUUUCCCAGAUGGUAUAUCAGCUUCAGGAGAACUACAUUUGUUCAGCACUCAAGCUGCUGUGUGCUGUUGCUUGGAAGAUAUAAUUUCCUUGAUAACAAUCCUCUUCUUCCCUGUUCUGACACUGGUGAAAGAGGGUCUGGCUGUGGAGGAAUUGACUUCAGCUUCAGUGUUUUUAAAAAUGUUCUGCUAGCAUCUGAAGGCCAUGAUGAGUUACAGUUGUUAAAGUGUUAUCCAAGCUGUUCUCCAUUUGAUCCUCCACACACACAUCCGCAGAAGAACCUCUUUUGAUGGUGUUGGAUAACAAGUACAAGCUGCAACUUUCUGGACAGCAACUAUUAAAUGGAAGUGGAUAGCCAAAAGUUUUCACAGUGUUGUGCGGGGGGUACUUUUCCACUUAGUAACAGCAAAACAAACGUUUAUGCUUUUACAUCUGGAAAAGCAUGUUUUAGGUCUGUGAUCCUACAGUUUUGUGUUAUCUGAAACAUGUUCCUGAAGCUUGAUUCCUAACUGGAUUUUCAUUGUGAAAAAGAAAAAAAGAUUCAUGACAAGAUCAUUUUAUUUAACAUAAUUUAUGUAACUCUUGAGGGACGCGGGUGGCGCUGUGGUCUAAACCACAGAACCUAGGGCUUGCCGAUCAGAAGGUCAGUUGUUUGAAUCCCUGCGACGGGGUGAGCUCCUGUUGCUUGGUCCCUGCUUCUGCCAGCCUAGGAGUUCGAAAGCACGUCAAAGUGCAAGUAGAUAAAUAGGUACCGCUCCGGAGGGAGGGUACACGGCAUUUCCGUGUGCUGCUCUGGUUUGCCAGAAGCGGCUUUGUUAUGCUGGCCACAUGACCUGGAAGCUGUCUGUGGACAAACGCCGGCUCUCUUGGCCAGUAAAGCGAGAUGAGCGCCACAACCCCAGAGUCGUCCGUGACUGGACCUAACGGUCAGGGGUCCCUUUACCUUUACCUAUGUAACUCUUGAUGGUAGUAAUACCUAUAACUCAGUUUACAGGAAAUAUUAAAAUUAUCAAUAAAAGCAAUUAAAGCAUUUACAAAUAAUUAAAAUUAAUAGUAAUAGAGAUUAAAACAAACAGACAAAAUUAUUUUACUGGAAUGAAAAGCAGGAAGGAAAGAGAGUAAUUCAGCCUCCAAGAUGUAAGGGCUUUCUGACUCCGGAAAGCGCUUGAAGUUCUUGAAGACAAUGGGUACCCUGAACUUUCAAAACAGAAUCUUUUUUCCGUUUGUCAAAUGAUGAGAUUCAUUUUUAUGACUUUGCAAAUAAGGCACAUGCUCACAACAAGUGAAUUAGUUAUCAUGAGAUGUCAAUUGAUUUUUAUUUUAUUUUUAAGGAAAGGGAGUGGAAUAGCAACAGGAACCCAGAAGAAGAGCAGUUGUGUUAGGUGGGAGAAUGCACUGGCUGUAUCUACAUGUUAUGGCAGGCCAUCUCAAAGCCAAGGUUUCUUCUGCACAUUUACAGAAACCAUUAACCAUGGCUUGCCUUAACAUGCCAAUGCAGCCAUUGCAACUUUUUUUAAAUAUUGUAGUAUGUAUCACAGAUGGUUGAGAUGUAAUAUCUUAUUACAAUCCUAAUAGAUUUAGAGUGAAAUCCUGUGCAUGCUUACUCAAAAGUAAGUCACAUUUUGUUUCAUGGGGCUUGCUCCCUAGAAAGUGUGUUUAGAAUUUCAUUUCUAAAGAUGGAGGUAACAUAGUUCUUGGCAUGUUUUCAUGCUGUUAUACACCAAUUCACAAACAUGGUUUGCUUCAAAUAGUCAUACUGAAUGGAUUGGAUUCAAAGAAUGAGUGGAAGGAAAAUAAAUGCUAGUGCUAUUUAGCAAUACCAGCACAAGAGCUUGCAGAAGAUUUUACAUGCUGCGCUGGUGGGUUAAACCACAGAGCCUAGAACUUGCCGAUCAGAAGGUCGGCAGUUUGAAUCCCCGCGACGGGGUGAGCUCCCGUUGCUCGGUCCCUGCUCCUGCCAACCUAGCAGUUCGAAAGCACAUCAAAGUACAAGUAGAUAAAUAGGUACCGCUCCGGUGGGAAGGUAAACGGCGUUUCUGUGCGCUGCUCUGGUUCGCCAGAAGCGGCUUUGUCAUGCUGGCCACAUGACCUGGAAGCUGUACGCCGGUUCCCUCGGCCAAUAAAGCGAGAUGAGCGCCGCAACCCCAGAGUCGGUCACGACUGGACUUAGUGGUCAGGGGUCCCUUUACCUUUACCUUUAUGAGAGGGAAGUUCUGUAACAGUUGUUAGGAUUCCAUUUGUGAGGGGGGAAAUUGCACAUCCUCUUCUGCAAAUGGAAGAACAUUUUUUGAUUUAGUUUUGUUUUAAUCUAGCAUGAGUUGUGAAACAGGACAUUUUUUGAUAUAUUCUGCAAAUUAACAUGGAUCCAAAGUUGCAUGUUAUAUCUGAAACUUAUUCAUAUAUAUCUUAUUGUAUGUCGUUGAUACUGGAAGGUGGCUCCCUAUUCAUAGUGUGUGUAAUUGUGUAGGUUGAAAGUGGCCUUCCUGUUGAGCUAGGAGGGAAGCAAGUCAACAGGUGGUCAUUGAAGGAAUACUUUGACUCAUUGACUAUUUAUAACCGUUUGUAAUAUUCUGAAGAGCCUCUUCACUUUGUUGUGUAGAAACACAUGCAAAUGUAACAUGAGAAUGCUGCUUUCUACAGCUAGUGGAUCUAUAUUUUGACUGCCACAAUUUUAUAUAUUCCUUUACUCCAGGGGUGACUAAUCCUCCAAAUGUUGUUGAACUCUUAUCAGACUGAACCAGCAUGUCUAAUGCAUAGCUGUCAACGUUUCCCUUUUUUUAAGGGAAAUUCCCUUAUUCUGAAUAGGAUUCCUCGCAAGAAAAGGGAAAGGUUGACAGCUAUGGUCUAAUGACCAGGUUUGUAGUUCAGCAAUGUUUGAAGGCUCACAGGUUUCCCACCCCUGAUUUACCUCUAACAUUUUUUGAAUUUCACAAUCUGACAUUUGAGAAAGUUUUGAAAUGCAUUUUGUAUAACUUGGUAAGCACAUUAGAACUUUUGAAAGUGGUAUAUGAAAUUACUUCAUUUUACAGCAUUGGUGCCCAAGGUUUUAAAUAUUCCCCAUGUUUAUUUAUUUACAAAUAUACAGACAAUAACAAAAGCACUAUGAGUAGUUUACAAUAUGAAUAUUACAAUUAAAAUGUAUUUGUUGCAUCUUCAUAAAAGCUUACUUUUAGGUAAGUACAAUCAUUAAGUAGAGCACACAACUCAUUUAAUGUACAUUAUUGAAUGUUGCCACAAGAUGUCACUGUCUAAACAUUACUGAUCCCAUUUUUCUUUCUACUUUAAGCUCUUUUUCCCUUUUGACUUAAUCAAGUAUGAUUUGCAAAAAGGAGAGCCAAUCAGAAACAAACAUGGAUGGUGUGAAAGAGUCAAGAAAGGUAAGGAUUUUAUCCUGAAUUUUGAGGGCAAUAGCUACUCCAGAGGUACUGGAUGCCUAAUUGAAAUGAAAACAAGAACACAUACUUUAAUAGGACUGCAGUUUCUUAACAGGCAUAGUCACUGUUCCUUAGUCGUAUCGAGAGAAACCACCUUGGCCAUUGUUGUACUGUGAAUCCCUGGACCAAGCUGUAUCAUUCAGGAUGCUGAGAAUCUUAGCUUGAAUUUUUAAGGAUUGCUGAGAAAAACCUAAAUAUUAUAAGGCAGAUUUUGCUAAAGGUGUAGGGCUUGUUUGUACACAGAGAUGCACAUAGACAUUACAACACAAUUAUAUACAGUGGUACCUUGGGUUAAGUACUUAAUUCGUUCCGGAGGUCCGUUCUUAACCUGAAACUGUUUUUAACCUGAAGCACCACUUUAGCUAAUGGGGCCUCCUGCUGCUACCGCGCCGCCAGAGAACAAUUUCUGUUCUCAUCCUGAAGCAAAGUUCUUAACCCGCUAAAUAUUUCUGGGUUAGUGAAGUCUGUAACCUGAAGCGUGUGUAACCUGAAGCGUCUGUAACCCGAGGCACCUCUGUACCCUAUUUUUCCAUGUAUUAGACAAGGUUUCUUGACUCAAAAAUCAUGUCAAAAAACUGAGGUUGUCCUAUACAUGGAUAGUGGCAUGGGGGGGGGGGGGAGAAGAGGCGCACUCGCCAACUAGCCAGUUGACGGGAUCACAACUUCCACCCGAUGCCGCUGUGCGCGGGAAACAGUCUAGGGAGUGUUUUCUGCCCGCAGCUGCAUGGAGGGCCAACUUUGGGCCAUCUCCCCUCAUCUUCUUAAAAUUGAGUCCCCAAAAAUAGGUGGGGGUCUUAUACAUGGGGGCGUCUUAUAGACGGAAAAAUACGGUAAGUGCUGCUCCGUAGCACAAGGAGACAGAAAUUGACAGAUUUGAAAUAUCAGAAAAACACUGUGGAGUUCUGGUAAAACGUUGUGGUCACAUUGCUUGUUGAACUUAAUAAACUAGAAAAGCAUUAGUGGAGUCCAUGUGUAACUCAGUUAUAUUGCAACCACUGUGUUACAUCAGUUUACUUCCAGCGAAGAUGGCAUCACAACUGAAUGUGCUUAUGAGACCCUGGCGUUGAGUACUUUGCCAAGCCUGUCACAGUUUCCAUGCUGUCAGCGAUGCAAAUUCUUAACAGUUGCUCUGAUAUAAAGCCUUACUCUUUAUUCAUACUUAGGGAGGUUGCUAUUGUACUUGCUAGAAAAGUCUCCAGAAUUUUAAAAUGCAUAGCUAAGGAUCAGAUAACGCCAAGCCACUGCUGUCAUCUGGUGGUCAGAUUAUGAAACAAUUUUCUUUUUAUUUGUAUGUUAUUUACAUAUUUACAAUUAUUUAAUUCUAACAAGCUUAUAGCUCAUAUUGUUUCAGUUUAUUUGGGAUUCUUUGUUAUUUCUUCUUUAAUCCAUAUUUAAGGAAAAUAAUGAGACCAUGGGAAAGCAAUCUCAUAACACUUCCACUUGACAUUUUUGCUAGAAAAACUAGAAUGGUUUUUUUUGGCUAGAUUGGAAUUUCCCUUUUGUAUGUUGAUUUUGCUUAAUAUACACAACCUGAUAUUGGGAAAUCCAUGUCUAUAAUAUCCAUUCUGUCCUAUUCCCCCCCCCCAAAAAACCCCAACAACACUGCAAGGGCAUACUCAGUUAUGUGAAGACCAAGGUAGCAUGCAUAAUGCACAGGCCCUGAAAUUUGGAUGUUGAAAUGUCGAGGUUCAAACUCCUGUAUGUGGAAAGAGCCUUUAGUUUUUCUAAAUGGCCCAGAAUUAUUAUUUUUUCAACCCAAAUGCGGCCUUAAAACCACAUUGGCUUAGAGACAAGCAGUCCCUCUUAAGUUCUAUUUCUCUGCAAAUAUCCCCCCCCCCAAUUUUUUGGCCCAAAGGUAUCAGAGACAUAGUUGUCAAACUGCAGAACAUCUGGAUGUGAGAGUUCUGGCACGGCCUGCCCUACCAGUAGGCAGAAUGAAGCACCUGCUUCAGUUGUUAAAUGCCAGGUGACAGAACCAUUCUCCCAGAGUCCUCCGAAAUAGCAUUCUCUCUGCUCCCUAAGUUAUUCUGCUGCACUCAGGUUUGGUAGAGGAUGUUAUCCCAUCACCAGUGUUAAAGUGAGAUUUAACUCCUAGUCCAGUUGGAUUCUGUACAUGGGUGGCAUCAUAUUUUCCUUCUUGAGAAGUCUUGAGUUUAUAUGCUGACUACAGUCUGCUUUUGAUUUAUAAUGGCCAUAGUAUAAUAAUUUAGAAUAAAGCUGCAUUUAUAUUUUUCUUAGGAUCUUUUAGAGUGAAUCUACAUGCUUCUUUGGUCAGCAUUUUGUGAUCACUUUGGAUUGGCAAGAGAGGCAAUGCAAGAGAAACUCGCAUACACACAAACACUUUUAGCUACGAUGCUUGAAGAGGCAUCCUGUCCUUUUGAUAGCUUUAGACAGCUUGGUAAAUAAUUACAGAUUGUGCUGAGCUAACGUGCAUCUAUCUUCUUCUCCACAAUUUUACACACAGGUGAGCCUGGCCUCUUAAUAUCCAAAGUACACUCAAAGAAUCCAUUCUUUGGCUAUGCUGGAAAUAAGAGAGACACAGAAAAGAAAUUACUCUCUGGCGUGUUUAAGAAGGAAGAUUUUUAUUUCAAUACAGGGGACCUGAUAUUUCAAGAUCAAGAUAACUUUCUUUAUUUUUGGGACAGGACAGGAGAUACAUUCAGGUACAGCUACUAUUAAAAAUUAAACCAUCUGAGUGUGUGUGUGUGUGUGUGUGUGUGUGUGUGAACAGAUAGUGCUGCUUACACUUACUUUUGUUCUAUGCCCAGUGCACCCUACAUCUGACUACAAACAUUUUCACCGAGCGGGGGGAAUAUUUUACCUAAAAAUAAAAAUCCUUGGAAAUAGCUACCAUAAUUGUAAGAAGCAGGGAAUACAUUUGCCUACUACGCAACCUGUAUGCUCUAAUAAUAUGCUUUGCUUUAAAGUUUACAGGUUGAUUUUUCUAACAAUUAAAUUCACAGGUAACCUUUGUAAGUUUAAUUCCUCAAGAUACUGAAGUCAAAAGGUGUAUUGGUAAUGAUAAAUGGUGGUAUUUGUCCUACUCAGUGUAGAAAAAUUAAAAAAUAACUUGUCCUUUGAUUUCAAUGGGUUUACUUUGAGUAGGACUGACAUUGGCUACAACUGUGGUUUUUUGUUACAUUCACAAAAGCCUGGGCAAGCCUUCAUCCCACACACUCAUUCUCUCUCCUUCUCUGGGAGAUUGUAAGCUUUCACUUCCAUUUUUAGCUAACUGCAGUUAAGCAUUAUGUCUGGACCAGAUCAAUUGUGGCCCAGUAAACUAUGGUUUACUGAAACAAGCCAACUUUUAAAAAAAUUAAGCAAAAUUUAUUUCAAUAAUCCAUAGUUAUUAACCACAGUUUAGGGUUUGAACAUGAAUACUCAGCUCUCAAUCCCCCCCCCCCAUCUAUUUCCAAUUAGCCAAUCUUCACAUGACCGUGAAGGAAGAGGGGAGUGCAUAUGCCUGAAAGCUUGGUAUUUUUCUGCAUGGUUAAAAUUAAAAAAGCAGAAUUGCAAGCAAUCAUGAGGUACCAUGCAUAUUUAUCUGCACACAUUUCAUUUUAGAUGGAAAGGGGAAAACGUUGCCACUACCGAGAUUUCUGAUGUCAUUGGUAUGUUGGAUUUCAUACAGGAAGCCAACGUGUAUGGGGUUUCUGUACAAGGUAAGGAAUAUAUUCCGCAUUUUACUUCGUAAAUAGUGUCGAUGCAAAUGGCAUCUGCAAUUUUUUCCCUUUUCUUCCUCAAGCUCAGGAGCAUCUAUUUAAUGUAAAAUGCAUUUUUUUAGCUCCCAAUACUGAAAACUAGAAUAGGCAUUUAGAAGGGCUCUUAGGGAAAAAGAAACAACAGACUGUACACGCUAUUAACGCAAGUCUGUCCUUGUGUUGCUAGCUUGGAAUCUGAACCAGAUAUGUUUCACUGUAGCAAGCACAGAUUUAAGUGACCCAUACAGCUUUCUGGUUUAAACAGUUAUGGAAAGAACCUCAGACAAACAGCGUGGUGAUGUGCAACCAGAACCAUGAAUUAUUAUGGCGUUUUCUUCAUUUAUCCAAAAGCCAUACUAUGGUGUGAUAUCAGAAGCACUGUCUAUAUCAUUUGAUAGCUGGGCAUUUUUGAAUUUUAAUGGAUAUAACAUUAAUAAUCCCCUACAGGUUAUGAAGGAAAAGCAGGAAUGGCCUCUGUCAUCUUAAAGCCUAAUAAGUCUUUAGAUCUGGAACAACUUUAUCAACAUGUGGUGAUGUAUCUGCCCAGCUAUGCCUGUCCACUCUUUUUAAGACUCCAGGUAAUAAUAUACGAAGCACCGUAGGCAUGUCUCCAAGCCUCUUAAUCAUUAGCAGGAAAUCAGCUCAGCGAUCUACUAAGCCACACAUACUGAACACUAAGUGAUGACUUCAGAGAAAGCUACCUAAUGGGUAUUUCAGAAAUCAGUUGUACACUUAGUCCUCUUUACCAUUUCCAUUAACAAGUUGGAAUUAGAUAGCACACUAAUGAAAACUACAGAUUAUGCUAAAUUGGAAAGAGUUGUGUACCCCAGGAAAGAUAAUAUAAAGGGAUUAGUGGGAUUAGAAACAUGAAUCAGGAAUAACAAAAUGAAAUUUCGACUGGCAAAAGAAAUAAUGUUGGAAUGUAGAGAUUCCGCAUCUAGAACAGAGCAUAUUAGAAAUUACAUAAUAGCAGACUCACCCCCCCCCAAAGCUGGUGCCCACCAGAUCCUUUGACCUAAAAUACCCAUCAGCCUCAGCCAGCAUUGCCAAUGGUCAGUAGUUCCAGCAACAUUGGGAGGGGGGCACCAGGUUGCUAGUGACUCUUUGAAAAGUGAAGUCAGUUAGACAGUUGUUUGUAGUGUUGGGUCAAGGCUGGCCAACAUGGUGCCCUCUGGAUGUUGUUGUUGGACUCCAACUCCCACCAACCCCAGCCAGGGUGGCCGAUGGGCAGGAGUGAGUUGUCAUCCGACAACGUAUGGAAUGCACUGUGUUGGCUAUCCAUAAAAUAAAUACAGUCUCAGCUUACAUCUGUUGGCCACCACGUUUCAUAACUGGAUUUUGUAAAUGGAAAUAUUGUGAGCCAGGGGGACUGGGGGGUCCUUGCCUGCAUCAAUAUCUGGUAGGGAGGGGUACUGGGAGGUAAUAAAGGCUGCUCUUGGGUGAGACUGAAAGAUACAUACUAAGAACUGAAUCCUGCAAGACUUUAGCUUUGCUGUGCUUCUAAUAGGAAGACCGUUAAGAAUUGCUUUUGAAUUGAGCAAAUGCAUCUCUGUGUAUUUCCUCACACAGUGCAAUAGGAAAAAGAGAAAGAGCAGAAAAAUAAGAUCAGGGAAAUUAUAUAUGACCACAUGCCUUGGUAGAUAUACCUAGUUGUCCUUACUGGCUUUUGCAGAACACUUUUUGGUUGGGCAAAGGAUUUUUAAAAAUUGAAUAAGCCGUGUGUCAUUAUAGAGAUGAGCCUCACUGCCUUUUCCAUCUUUGAUUUCUGUGACAGUUGUAUGAGUCAGAGGAAAGUUAUGUGGGCAGCUAAAACCAUUUGUAUAAAUCUUUGUAUCAAAUAUUAUCUCUUAAAAAUUUUGUAAUAUCAUCUUUAGUUUCCAAACAAAUUUAUAGAUUUAAAAGUUCAGCAAAUUAUAGGAUAUUGGUGUAUUAUAAAGCUACUUUUAUAAAUUCUGCUUCAAAGAUCCCAUACACAAGCUUCAGAACUCCAUGCUUGACAUUAAGUUGGUUCACACAACACAAUGAGCCAAACUAUAGCUUACCGAAACAGUUCAAAUGUGUGUGCAACCUCCGAGGAUUUAUUUCCUCACUAAUCACAAGCUGUGGUCAAGGUUUGUUAUUGACUACAACUCAUAGCUCAGACUUUCACGUGGUCUCAGUAAGCCAUAGUUUGGAUUUCCUUCUUGCGUGAACCAAGUUAAUGAAGCUGCAUUUUGCAUUUCAUGUUAAACCAUGGUUUAUUGUGAUGUACAUGAGCAAGAACAAACCUUGCGAUCAUGUGCUCCCUCUCUCUCCUCCAGCAUUGUGGCUGAGGGGUUAAGAAGCAUUUAGUUUUGCUUCUGGUUUAUAAUGUCAUGGGACAUUUUUUUAAAAAAAGUCAUUAACGUUAACUGUUAAUUUCAAACAUGUCAAAUUCAAACCAAGGGUUAUGGAACUAGUUUGUUGAAACUGACUACAGUUGGUGUUAAUCAAAAUUCAGGGUCUGGAGGAUAUGGCAAAUUGUGGUUAACUAAAAGCAGAGGCAAAACCUCCCAGAUUCUUGGCCUUAUAAGCAACCCAAGGUCAUUGUGAUUCAUUCGCAUCAUGCUGCAUCAUGGUUUCAUGAGUUAUUCAACGGUAGCCUCAGCCUCUGAAGAUAUUCAUCUCCCCCCACAAAUGAAGAUUUAACACAUCUCUUGGUGAGCGUGUUUUGUUUACAGCAAACAAACUAAAAAUCUUCUCUUUUGCCUGUAGGAAGUAAUGGAAGUCACAGGAACUUUCAAGCAACAAAAAUUUCAGUUGGUCCAGGAAGGAUUUAAUCCAUCUGAAAUCAGUGACCCACUAUAUUUUUUGGACAAUUGUAAGAAGUCUUACGUUUUAUUAACUAAAGAACUGCACGAUAGAAUCUUAUCUGGACAAGUGAAACUUUAGUGCUUAUUAAUAAGGAUUUUACAAGCUGCUUCACAAGACAAGACAAAACUUUAAGCAUGUUUGUCAGCUAUAUCCUGUAUGGUCUCCUGGUGAAGAGAUGUACACUGCUGAAUUUUACAGUAAAUAUUAGGGAGGGAUUAUGCUUUAUUAAUCUUUCUCUGUUUUGACCAUCAGUGCAUACUAAUCUACCUCUUAUAGUGCAAUCCUAGGCAUGUCUACUCAGAAGUAAGUCCUAUCGAAUUCAGUAAGAUUUACUCCAAGGCUAGCCUUAGACUAUCAUUGGUUCAGUAUUUUAUAGUUUUCAUAUAAAUAUCUCCUAAUUAAAUGUUGUUUAUGAUCAGCAUAAACAAAUGACAUUGAGAGAAUAACAAAGCUACAGCGAAAUUAUCUUUCGCUGUCUUACGCUGCAUAUUUUAUAGUAUAAUCUCCCUCUGCUGGACAAAAACUGGUCACUAUUAGCAGUAGAUGGCCGUUGUUCCUAAUGGCCACCUCCUAACUACACAGGCAUACCUCUUUUUAUUGCACAGUGCUUUAUUGUGCUUUACAGAAAUUUAUCAUUGUGAGGAUGUCAGUGCAGCUGCAAGAAGCCCAGCCAGGGAAAGGAGGCCUUCUUACUACUGCCUCUCUUCUCGAGAAUGGAGCAGGCCAGGGCUGGAGCCAGGUUUUUCCUCUCCCGCCCCUGCAGCCAGGGAGUCUUUGCUUAAUAGUGUAAACAUAACACUCAUAUGCACUGAGAAACAAAAUAAAAGUUAAGUUGUGGGUGAACAUAUCAGACGACACAGGGAUUCUUCAAACAGCUCUUGUUUAUUCACAGGCCAGAACAGAACUGAACUGAAGGGUUCAGCCAGCCUGCUUAUAUAGAGCUCCACUAGAACACAACAGUAACCAUUUUCUGUAACUGUCCAAUCACUGAAUGUCACUUUCAAUCCUUUAUUUGCAUAUGUGGACCUGAACUAUCUACAGUAUCCCCCUGCUGGCCCAGGGUGAGAACUUCAGUACAUAACAGUGUGACUCCCUUUUUUUUGCAAUAUUCGCUUUAUUGCAGUGGUCUGGAACGGAACUUACCAUAUAUCCAAGUUAUGCCUAUAAACAUUUAUUUCUUAAAAACAAUAAACAGUUGAAAAGAGAGAAUCAUGCCACAAUCUUGAUUUGUUAACUCUGCAAAAAUCAUGCCUCUGUGAUAAUUUGUGCUGCAAUUCUGUACACCUGGGGCCAAGCCACUACUGAAUACAGUGGGACAUGCUCCUGAGUAGACAUAUUCAGUAUUGUGCUAUUACUUCUGACACGCAGGACUGCAACAAUAUUUGUUUUACUGAAACAGAAAUUAUUCACAUCCUUAUUUUAAUGUUUUCUAAUCUUAAUGGCCACUGAACCACAGUAGUAUUCUUUGUUUAAAAACUUAGUACCAACUUGUAGUCCCUCUCUGCACAGAACUCUUCUGAAUGCUUUUAUUUCCAAAACUGAAUAAAUUAAAUUGCAGUCCUGUACGUACUUACCUCAGACUAGACACACAUAGGAUUGUGCUGUUAGUGUUCUGUUUUUGAGCAUGAAACAAAGAUAACACGUUGAUUUCAGUUCCUAUGCAAAUAUACAGGAAGAAUACCUUUGUCUGCAAUAAUACGAGAAGGUUGUGCAGAUGUCUUUUGCACACUGGGUACCUGUAUCUUGCACAUUAGGAAUUUCCUAUCAUAUACCUGUAGUAAAACAAGAACUUUUUUACAUGUACGCAACAGGUGUUUUUGUUCGUUCAUUAAAAAAACCAAAACCCUUCCCCCUAAGAGAAUUGCCAUUUGUAAAGCAGCCCUCGCUUGAAGGUGUUCCUAGUUGUAAAACAAUACUUCUUAUUUAUUUUAAUACAUUUUUAAGUCUCAUUCUUCUGUGCCAGACUUAUGGCAGUGCACAAUGAAUGAUUGAAAAAUUUCUUCACUAUGCAUCAUGACACUCCACCUGGCACACAGUCCCAUUCUUGUAGAAACUAGCUAUCUGAUCCACUUUCUGUACCUUUAAAUUUCUAUUGCCCUAGAAACUAGGGCAGGGGUCAGUAACCUUUUUCAGCUGUCGGCCGGUCCACAGUCCCUCAGACUAUGUGUAUUAAGUUGUGGGUGAACAUAUCAGACGACACAGUGAUUCUUCAAACAGCUCUUGUUUAUUCACAGGCCAGGACAGAACUGAACUGAAGGGUUCAGUCAGCCUGCUUAUAUAGAGCUCCAGUACAAUGUAACUGUAACAAUUUUCUAAAACUACCCAAUCACUGAAUGUCACUUUUGAUUCUUUAUUUGCAUAACUAUCUACAGUAUCCCCCUGCUGGCCCAGGGUGAGAACUUCAGUACAUAACAAUGUGGUAGGCCAGACUAUAUUUUUUGGGGGGAAAUGAACGAAUUCCUAUGCCCCACAAAUAACCCAGAGAUGCAUUUUACAUAAAAGGACACAUUCUACUCAUGUAAAAACACACUGAUUCCCAGACCAUCUGGGGGCCGGAUUGAGAAGGUGAUUGGGCCGCAUCUGACCCCCGGGCCUUAGGUUGCCUACCCCUGAACUAGGGCAUGGAUCCAAAGGAUUUCUGUGUGAGUAAAGAGGCUCUUCUGCCCACACAGCCUCCCUUUCUUGCUGCUAGCCAUCCCCACCUGCCAUAUGCCAUUCUGUUUCGGCUGUUUCCCCCCAGUCCUCAGAAGCAGAGAUUCAGAGGAUAGAGAGGGUUUAAGAGGAAAGGGGCUGUUGGGAACAUCUAGCUUCAUUCACAGAACGAAAAUUAGGAUCCAGGCCAAAAUCCCUGAGUGUAGCAUAGAACUAGCAAUCACAGACAGUAAGAAGACACCCGUGCACAAACUUCAGCACCUUUUAAAAAGAAGUAUAUUGCAUUUCCCUUCCUACCAUUCUACAGUGAUUGCUUUGUAAGCUCUUCAGAGCAUGACAGGCAAUAGAAACGCCUCGUACCCUUGGCCCAGUGCUGUUAAGUCAGAAGUGCCCAUUAACUCCUUGUAAGUGAUGAACAAUGGAUCUCCGAGAUCUUAAACUAAAAUACCAAUUCUGUAAAUGCUGUUUUUCUUGACUUUAUUAAAAGCAAGUUCCUUUCUCAUUUUACACACACAUUAACUGGUGUUUUUUUAAAUAAACAAUAAAGGUAGAACAUAAAGGAGUGGGAGCAUAGCUCAGUUGUAGAGGUUUUUUUUUUAAUAAAAAAAUAAAGGUAGAACAUAAAGGAGUGGGAGCAUAGCUCAGUUGUAGAGCACAUGUUUUUCAGGCAGGAGGCCUGAUGUUUAUUCCCUGGCACCUCCGGUUAAAAGGAUGAUGUUUCCUGCUCUCUGCUUGAGAAAGGAUGCUGUUGGUCAGAGUAGGUGGUAUGGGACGAAGAUGGACAAAUGGUCCAGCUUGGUAUGAGGCUUCCUGUGUUCCUGUGAUUUUUUUAUUAUUAUACAAAAUGUAUUAAUAAGCUGCUUUCAUAAAUAAUAAAGGACCAGAAUUUUUAAAACGUAACGUAUUUUUGUUUCAGUUUUAAUCAUGCACUUAUGGUUGUGGUUGUUGUUUAACUGUUCACUCGUGUCCGACUCUUCAUGACCCCAUGGAUCAGAGCACACCAGGCACUUCUGUCUUCCACUGCCUCCCGCAGUUGGGUCAAACUCAUGCUGGUAGCUUCGAGAACACUGUCCAACCAUCUCGUCCUCUGUCGCCCCCUUCUCCUUGUGCCCUCAAUCUUUCCCAACAUAAGGGACUUUUCCAGGGAGUCUUCUCUUCUCAUGAGGUGGCCAAAGUAUUGGAGCCUCAGCUUCACGAUCUGUCCUUCCAGUGAGCACUCAGGGCUGAUUUCCUUCAGAAUGGAGAGGUUUGAUCUUCUUGCAGUCCAUGGGACUCUCAAGAG